Messenger RNA from Armigeres subalbatus, 2972 nucleotides. RefSeq names its product BOS complex subunit ncln. Gene Ontology annotation, biological process: regulation of signal transduction. Gene Ontology annotation, cellular component: endoplasmic reticulum membrane. The record is from RefSeq and is a predicted model, not a curated record. NCBI's taxonomy places the organism in Eukaryota, Metazoa, Arthropoda, Insecta, Diptera, Culicidae. The transcript has 4 exons. The coding region runs from base 213 to 1874 and encodes 553 amino acids.
CACAGUGUCACGUCACUGUCAGUUCAAUCAUCACACAGCUCCUCCGUGUCUUUUCCGUCUUUUCACAUAAUCUCCAGUUUUAUUCAAUUUGUUCUCUUCCACAAAAUAAUUGCCAAAGUAAAAGUAUCUAAUUUAUUAUUCAAUAGCACAGUGUGUGCGCCAGUUUGAGGAGUUUAGACCGUUGAAAGGAAGCACUCAGCAGCAGCGCUAAGAUGUUCGAAGAGGCCGAUCACUUUGCUGAUCUUUUCCGCGGCGGAUUGCCCUACUAUCUACUAAUCACAUUACCAAUUCUAAUUAUCUGCUCAUCGAACCCGGUACUGGCCGCCAGUGAGUUCGGCGUUCAACGAAUGUCCCAGUUUGAUGUACAUGGAACUCCGUAUGGUUGCCGUGCUUCGACGUUAAAUCUGGAAGCGAAGUCCCUUUACACAUGGCAAACUUCCCGACACUGUAUUGUCACUCGUCUGCAGGAUAUGACCAUUGACCAAUUCCGAGAAAUCCGUGCCAAAGCAGGUGGUUUGGUUAUACUGCUACCGGAGAAUUUCUCCUCACUCAGUUUAGAGGAGAAACAACACAUUCAUAUGCUCGAGCAAGCAAUGAUGCUUCAAGAGAUUUCCAUUCCGGUGUACUUUUCGCGGUAUAAUCCGAAAAUGAACGAGAUCGUUAACGAUGUUACCAAAACCACCAGUGUAAAACAACAAAAGUCUUCCCAAGAGCGUGAAUCUGCCAUUAGUGAAAUUUUGGGAUCAAUCUCGGCCAAUGGCUACCAAAUUGUCGUGUCUGGUACGAGCCAUAGCGCAAAUAAGCAAACGAAAAUUUCAAUCAUCCAAGGGGAGCUUACUCCUACGAAGCACGCCGUUAAAACUAACGAUGGCGAGAGCAAGCUGCCUCUUAUCAUCCUUACGGCCCACUUGGAUACGUUCGGUUUGAUCAACGGCCCCCUGAAGAACGUCGAUGUGGCUGUGCUGCUCACACUAGCAGAAUUGUUCAGCAAGCUGCAUGCUAGCAUUCCCAAGUACCGACUCAUGUUCUUGGUGUCUGAAUCGGGAAGUCUUCUGAACUUCCAGGGCAUGAAAAAGUGGCUCGACUCCAACAUAGAUGAGAACGUUCAGCUCCAACAGGCUGAGUUUGUCAUAUGUCUAGAUUCCAUCAGCAAAACACUUACCAAUGAUAACAUAUUCAUGCAUGUUUCCAAACCGCCCAAGGAAGGUACGCCUAUGAAUGGGUUCUACAAAACACUGAAAACCGUUGCGCUGCGAUACGGCAACGCCACUGUUGAGGGUGUGCACAAAAAGAUCAAUCUGGCGGAUACCCUGCUGGCAUGGGAACAUGAGCGCUUCAGCAUGAAGCGUAUGCCAGCGUUUACAAUUUCCAAUUUGAAGUCUCACAAAGAUUACCUCCGGAACACAAUCUUCGAGGAUGAAGACGAAGAGGAACAACUGAACAAGUUGAAAACAAACGUGAAAAUUCUGGCCGAAACCCUCGCCAGCUACAUCUACAGUUUGCCCGUGGACAAUGCUGCCGGUAGCGGCGAGAUCUUCACCGGGUCAAUGGCCAUCACCAAAGACAGCAUUCGGCCGUGGUUGCACGUCCGUUCGAGUCAACAGAAUAAUGAUCUCAAAAAUGCCUUCGAGAAGUACCUUAAGAAUGUAAAAGUCAGCUACGACAAACCGGAUCCCCGUGAACCAGAUUUUAUGCUGUACGACGAGCGCGAUGGUCUGCUCAACAUCUAUAACGUCAAGCCAGCCGUGUUCGAUUUGUUUCUGACGUUCAUGAUUGUGGCGUACCUGGCCGUGAUUUAUUUAGCCAUAUUCCAUUUCCCUAAAUUGUACACCAUUGUUUGCCGCAUGACCGUGAAUAAGGUCAAGGUGAAUUGAAUGUAAAGUGUUUCGUUAUCAAUUCUCAUCUUAUUUAAUUCAAAAAAGCGUUGCAUUUCGACAUUAUAACCAUUGACAAGCGAUAAUCUACAUUAUUAAAUUUAAAGACUCAGGUACACAAUUGGUACUCACAAUAUAUUUGAUCGAGUUUGCCCACAUGAAUAUAAUAUUUUUUAUAAAGUGAUCAAACAUAUUGCGACGCCAGUUGUCGCUCGAGUACAAAUUAUCAUUCUUUUUCUUGCUUAUUUUCGUAUGCACUUUCGAAAGGAAGAAGAUUGAUAUUCUCACAAAAUCAAAUAAUGAAAAGAAUCGAGCAAUGUCGGAUAUGUUUGAAAGAUUUUGUUCCAUUAAAAAAUAUGAGUAUAUGUUAUAAAAAGUAUAUGAUAGGGUGGUUCCUAAAAUUGAUUUUGCUCCACAACGCUCAUUCGAUUCUGUUCCAUAUUCUGAGUAUCCUUCAAAAACUUGGGCUGGUUUUGGUAAAAACUUACUUAGCACAAGCCGUUUGAAGUUUGCACGGAAAUUGGUAUGGGGAAAUCAAAUUUUUCAUUGUGCUGAUUAUCGCACAUUUAAAAUAUGGGACAGAAUCGAAUAAUCGUUGUGGAGUAAAAUCGAUUUUUUUAGCCACCCUAGUAUACAUACUGAGUUCCACAUCGAUUUGUCUAUGGUUGAACAUUUAUUUUGAGUUUUUAGAAUCACUCAUUAAAUAAUUAAUUGAAGCUUAAUAUACUCUCCAACAACGAUAGUAACGCAGCUGUAUAGUUUAACUGUUUUUAAGAAAAUGCAAGUAAGGAUUUAGAUUUAUAAAUAAUAGUUCCAUUUUGCAAAAGUUAAAAGUAAUUUAUUUAAAAACAAGCAUCAUCAAUACUACUGAGUAUUUGCCAGCUUGUUUUGAUUUAGUAUACAAUCAAUUCAUUUCUCCAUACCUACUUCCUUACUGGAAAAAUGAAAGGCAAUCGGUAAACAGUUAAGGACAAUGGAAUUAUAUUGGUGUAUUGGUUAGUAGGAUAAUUAGAGGAAAGCUCCUGUUACCUCGGUAUAGAAAUGAUCAAAAUAGUACCAAUGAUUAAAUUGUUUUGUGAGUGAAAUUUGAAAAAGAAA